This is a messenger RNA of Racocetra persica, 289 nucleotides long. Lineage: Eukaryota; Fungi; Glomeromycota; Glomeromycetes; Diversisporales; Gigasporaceae. The record is from the annotation of a GenBank genome assembly.
GUUAAAAGAAACAUAAAGACUAUAGAUAUCUUACCAAUUUUAGAUAUUGACGAAAAUUUUUUUGAGCUUAACAAUACUGAAUUUAACAAUUUGCAAGAUCAUACUGACAUAAUAGGUCAUCAGCAUUCACCAUCCAAUGACUUUUCCUAUUUGAAAAACAAGAAAAAUUCUUACUGCGCCCAAGUUAAAGGAUACAUAGAUACCUUACCAAUUUUAGAUGUCGAUGAAAAUUUUUUUGAGCUUAACAAUACUGAAUUUAACAAUAUGCAAGAUCACAUUAAUAUAAUAG